ACGUCGCUGCCAACGCUUGGCAGCUUACACUCUUUCGAACCCACUUGUUUACUUUCGCUUCUUAGUCCUUUCACUUCUCACACAAACACUUCACUUUUUCUCUUAUGGCGGACACUCAAGACGUGAAGGCACAGCUCAGUGCUUUCCGGCUACGACCAAAGAAGGCACAAUCCCCUGCCUCUUCCCCAAUGUCACCCAGUUUUUCGUUCCCCUCGAUCACCCCAAGCCAUUCGAAUUCGAGCAUGAAAUCCACGAACUCGACUUCUUCAACAUCUUCCACAAGAGUAUCUUCAGCUAGCUCCGUUGCUUCGUCCCCCGAAUUGCCUCUCCCUCCCAAAAGCAGACCGCAUUCCCAUCACAAGCGUAAAUCGUCUGUGUCGACCCGCCGUGAAUCCAGCGAGAUUAUGGGUGUCCCCUGCCCAGAAGAGAGUGAAGAAGACUCCCGAGAUGAAAUCCGAAAACGUGCUCUACUUGCACUUGAGGGCAGAAGUGUUGUAGCGGGUUUCGCAAAGGUUGAGAUUCCUGAUUGGAUCAGCCCAACUUCUGACAAUAAGGCUUUCGAAAAGGAAACCGGUGAGUGACCUGCCAUCUGUUGCACAUCGUUUCCUGUGUCUGACCAGUUGAUUAUUUCAGUGAAAGUUCCACCGCUGGGCAUCAGCUCCUUGCUCGGCAAGCGCGAUAGUUUUGGCCGCAACCUCGUGAAUUCUUCCACUUCCAAGGCUGAACUGCACACCCUCGUUG
Molecule: messenger RNA, 741 nt
Organism: Cantharellus anzutake
Lineage: Eukaryota; Fungi; Basidiomycota; Agaricomycetes; Cantharellales; Hydnaceae
Exons: 2
Coding region: 105-581 (158 amino acids)
Source: RefSeq, a predicted model, not a curated record